CUAUGUUAAUUACCAAAAAAGAGUGUGUUUUUAAUUAAAUUAGCUAAACUAAUCUUUUUCUGCUAAAAGAGUUUAAGAUUAUGGAGAGAAAUUAGGCCCACUUGGUUUGAAGAAAUCUCCAAUCUUUCUUCGCCAAGUCUCCCACACAGACACAAGUGUGUUCCUUCUUCUUCUUCUUCUUCUUCUUCUUCUUCUUCUUCUUCUUCUUCUUCUUCUUCUUCUCUAUGUAUGUCGGAGAGUAGCAGCAACUUUAAUUAUUCUCUCUCUCAUUCAUCAUCAUGGAGUCUCUUACUACAUCAAAUCCUUCCUUCGUUUGUUUCUCUAAAACCAUAUCUCAUUAUCCUUAUCGUCUAACUUGUAUCCAAAAGUUCGAAGCUUCCAACAACAACAACACCUUAUCCUUAUUUUGCUGUAAAUCAUCGAAUCCGAAACCAGAUUGCAAUCGUCGUAUCAAGAAGCUAAACCCAUUUUGUGUAUUGCGCCCAAUCGUUCGAACAAUAAAGGGUUUGGUCUCUUCUCAAUCAAGGCUAUGGAUGUCUCGUUUUCGAGCUUACAGAGACGAAACGGCGGCGUUUUCAUCAGAGGACUUCGUCGGGGAUUUGAAGCACAACGGUGGGUUAGGUAUUGCCCUUUUGAGCGUUACGGCUUCCGCUAAGAUCAAGAUUAGCCCUUUCGUUGCGACGCUCUCGUCCAAUCCGACCUUCGUUUCUGCUGUGUUCGCGUGGUUCUUUGCGCAGUCGAGUAAAAUGGUUAUCAAUUUCUUCAUUGAGAGGAAAUGGGAUUAUCGUUUGCUGUAUGCUUCUGGUGGGAUGCCUUCCUCUCACUCGGCUCUAUGUAUGGCUUUGACGACCUCUGUGGCGCUUUGUCACGGAGUAGCAGAUUCGUUGUUUCCUGUUUGUUUAGGUUUUAGCUUGAUUGUGAUGUAUGAUGCUAUCGGUGUUAGACGCCAUGCCGGUAUGCAAGCUGAGGUUCUCAACUUGAUCAUUAGGGACUUGUUCGAAGGACAUCCCAUUAGUCAAAGAAAGCUAAAGGAAUUGCUCGGUCACACCCCUUCGCAGGUUCUUGCUGGAGCAUUAGUUGGUGUGGUGAUUGCUUGCUUUUGUUGCCAAGGUUAUCUAGCCUCAGCCUAAGAUCUCGUUAACAAUUUCCUCAUAAGUUUUCUGGUUGGUUUUUUCAUUUGGUUCCAAGUUCGCAUUAGCAGAAAAAACUCAUGCUUUGAGUAUUUGAUUUUGGCUUAAGACCCGUGGUUGUAUUAUAUGUUGUGUUCAGCAAUAGAGAAAAACUCGUGAUUCUUCUUUCUGAUAUUUUUUCAGUUUUUGUAAUCUCCCAUAAAUACAUUGGUAACUGGAAGAA
Molecule: messenger RNA, 1353 nt
Organism: Camelina sativa (false flax)
Lineage: Eukaryota; Viridiplantae; Streptophyta; Magnoliopsida; Brassicales; Brassicaceae
Source: RefSeq, a predicted model, not a curated record